Messenger RNA from Trypanosoma rangeli, 579 nucleotides. Its product is annotated as histone-binding protein RBBP7. The transcript has a single exon. Gene Ontology annotation, cellular component: nucleus. Bases 1 to 579 code for a protein of 192 amino acids. Gene Ontology annotation, molecular function: histone binding. NCBI's taxonomy places the organism in Eukaryota, Euglenozoa, Kinetoplastea, Trypanosomatida, Trypanosomatidae. The record is from RefSeq and is a predicted model, not a curated record. Gene Ontology annotation, biological process: regulation of gene expression.
AUGUCAACGCAGUCCCUCUUGAAGGAGUUUGUUAGACUUGUGAGGUUCCAGCGGACGUGGGGGCAAAACCUACGGAAGUUAUACUUCUACUGCAGCACUCAUGUGUUGGGGUGGCCAAGCCUUACCGUCGACUGGAUUUCGGGGCGCCGAACGGAGACUAACGGGUGGAAUUGCACCCUGCAGUAUCUUGCGGUUGGUACGCAGGCAUUUUGUGGUAGGCAAAAUUAUGUGCGUGCCAUUGGGGUGGCGGUGGCCAAUGAACCGGAUGAAGUGGGUGCAGAGGAGUACUCAUCUACAGGUAACAGUGUCAGUCGCGGGGUAGUGCAGGAGGUGGGGGCAAAUUCUGAGACGCGGGUUCGAAGUGUGUGUGGCCACUGUGCUGUGGAAGAAACAAUCCAUGUAGAUGGCGUGGUGUUAAAAACAAGAUCUAUGCCGCAGAACUCAGACAUCAUUGCUGUACAAACAGCCUCAGGAUGUGUAGGUGUAUACAAUCUUCUUCACUGCAGCGGAGAGGAGGGGGUGAUGCCGUUGUACCUGAUGCUUUGCUUCCUGCAUACGAGAUGGGUGGUUUUGCUCUGA